This is a messenger RNA of Corylus avellana, 717 nucleotides long. The record is from RefSeq and is a predicted model, not a curated record. Lineage: Eukaryota; Viridiplantae; Streptophyta; Magnoliopsida; Fagales; Betulaceae.
AUGGAGGCUCUUAUCGCUCGUUGCCCCAGGGAUGAACUCAAUUUGGCGGUGUUGAUUGCACAGCGGAUAUGGGCCCGUCGAAAUGAGAUGGUGCAUGAGGGGGAUUUUAUCCACCCAAAUCGUUUGGUCCGUGAAUCGUCUGAGACGUUGCACUUCUUUUCUACACCAACGGAGGAAGGCAAUGUAGGCUUGAACACAAUUCUUCAAGAAGCUUCAGUGAAAUGGGAAAAACCUCCAUUUGGGCGGUAUAAGGUGAAUUGGGAUGUGGCCAUUGAUCAUAACCUACAGUAUAUGGGCUUUGGAGCAAUAAUAAGGGAUCACAACGGAAGUGUAUGUGCAGCAAAAUGUCUAAAAGUUGAAGGCAUCCAAGAACCAGUGGUGGGAGAAGCUCAGGCUGCUCUGGCUGCAGUAGAAUUCAGUAGAGAAUUAGGAUACCAAGAUGUUAUUCUGGAGGGUGAUUCCCUACAGGUGGUGCAAGCUUUAAAGGAGGAAGGAAUAAAUUGGAGAUCCUAUGGGCAAAUUGUUGAUGAUGCCAGGGUCCUUCUCGGUACAUGUAGGAGCUGGAUGGUUCACCACAUGAGGCGAGGAGCAAACCAAGCGGCCCACAGUCUGGCCAAGGAGAGCCUGUGGCACUCGUCAGAUCAAAUUUGGCUCCAUGCCUUGCCGGAUUGUCUUUUUCAUUUAGUACCUUUAGAGCUUCAUGCUCAUAUAAUUUAG